Molecule: messenger RNA, 4160 nt
Organism: Lytechinus variegatus (green sea urchin)
Lineage: Eukaryota; Metazoa; Echinodermata; Echinoidea; Temnopleuroida; Toxopneustidae
Product: zinc finger protein 629-like
Exons: 3
Coding region: 126-2576 (816 amino acids)
Cellular component (GO): nucleus
Source: RefSeq, a predicted model, not a curated record
CGAAAAAUGAGAAAAUAGAAGGAGGAACAUCCUCAUCUUCGUCUCUGGUUGACUCCGGCAGCUUCCUGGAUGAUUUCAGGAAAUGCAUUGAAGGCUUUGACCCAGCUGAUGCAGCUGUGCUGAAGAUGCAGGCCGCCCAGCAAGCCACAACUGAAGCAACAGAAGAACACCCCAAGGGCAGUACAAAUGGACAUAAGGGUACACAAUUCGCGCACACGCCCAAGGUCCUGGAAUACUUGAAACUGAAAGAGAAUGGACUGAAGGAGGAUGGGAAGAAAUUUGUGAGUCGGAUGGGCCCGGUGGAUGAUGAUGACGAUGAUGAAGCAGCAAUGUUUAAAGAAGUGACGAGGUAUAACAUCGUGGAUGGUACUAUCAUGCACUGUAGAGAGCUGGAAAGGCAGGCUGGAGAAGGAAGUCAGGAUGGUGAUGAUGAUUCUGAAGACAGGCUGUAUGAUGAAGAGACUGGAUCAAUGAGCAGCCCAAGCCAACCCAUGGAAGAAGAGUCGGGAGAGAAUUUCUAUCCCUGCAAAGUAUGCAAGAAGAGGUAUAUUUCCAAAUCAAGUUUACGAAAGCACAUAUGUCGGGCUGGACCCGAAGCAGAAAAAGGUCAGCCAGCUGAAGAAGUGAAGACAGAUGAUGAAGCCAUUGUACCGUUACACCAUCCUAUCCCACUGCAGAUACCAAUUCCCAUUCCAAUUGACUUGAGAAGAGAUACAGAGAGCAAUGACAGUGAGGUCCUGGAUAUGAGGUACCAUAUUCCCAUGGCACAAUCCUUGGGUAAUGGUCACAUCAUAAGCCCUGUGACAGGAAGCAUGUUACCAACAAAUGGAGAGUUCUACACACUGACUGGAGAAGCCCUUGUCAUCAAUGAAAAUGGCAACCUGGUACCAGAGAUCCAUGCUUGUCCUAUCUGCAACAUGACGUUCCAGCAUGCAAGCCAACUGAUGAGGCAUAGAAGAACACACAGCAACGAGCGACCUUUUGAGUGUGCAGAAUGCCACCAGGCGUUCAGAAGGAAGUGCCACUUGAAGAGACAUUGGCAGCGAAUCCACAGCGGGGAGAAACCUUUUAAGUGUGGUAUCUGUGGGAAGGCCUUCAGCGACCGGGACCACCAGAGACAACAUGAAACCAUCCAUGGACCAGAGACCUACCCUUGCCUCAAAUGCCGCAGUGUGUUUCCAACAGAAGCAUACCUUGUUGCACAUGUAGCAGAGCAUCCUGAUUGUAAAGCAGCCUUUGCAAAAGGAGAAGAUGGCUCCCCCAAGAGGGUGCGUGGAAAACGUAAGGGAACCCCUGGUUCCUACCGAUGUGGCCUAUGUGGAGAUUUCUUCAAGAAGUUAAGGCAGAUCCAGACCCAUCAACGUGUGAGACAUCAUGAUGUAUUUGAAAAAAAGUACAAAUGCAAUAUCUGUGGAAAAGGUUUUGAUUUGAUAUCGGACUUGACACAUCACCGCCAUACACAUGCCGCCAGAGGGAGUAAAUAUGAUGUGGACAAAGAAUCAGAAAGGCCAACGAUGCUUAAGCAGAUGCUGACAAAUGCUGCAGAAAAGAAUUCACAGAAUAAACAGGAGCUAAUGGGCAUGUUGCAACUGUUAGAACGACGCAUCCAGCAACAGCAGAAGCAAGUCAGGAAGAUGGAAGACCAACAGGACCGCAUCUCUCAAGAGCUUGUAGACAGUACUACCACAGUAGCAACCAACAACAACUCCAUGGCCGAGUCAAUUCUUAACAACAGCAAGUUAAGAACACUGCUGGAGAGGAGACCACUCAGUGAAUUACCAGUACUUAAGAGAGAAUGUGACCUGCAACAGGGUGGCCCAGAUCCAAAGAUGCUCCGGACCAACAGGAUGGUUCUUGAUCUCUCAAAUCCCAAAUCACCAAAGACUCCUACUUCCUUGUCAUCCCAGCCAAGAUCAUCCAAUCCUGGUAAAUCUGAUGUCACUUUCAUUGGGGAACAAGCCCCAGAAGAAGCCAACCUCCUUCAAUCCUCUGCCAUCAUGGACUUGAUGACAGGUAACAGGCACAAGUGUGAAGAGUGUGGACUAUCUUUUCUCCUCUACUCCGACUUCCGAACACACCGUAAGAGGCAUGAGAGGGCACGAUUAGCUAUGGGUAAAGAAGAUGGUGGAGGGGGAACUGCAACGGAUAUGGUCUGUGGCAAUCCAGAAGGAGACCGCUCUCUCUGUCGGGACUGUUGCAACCAGAAUGAUUCCUCAGGGACCAAACCAACUAUGACGGUGCAUCACAAACAUGAUGAAGACAAUGGGAGACACACCAACAAGAUCGGACACAAGAUAUGGAACGGCAAACAUAGUUCAACAAGUAGACAUUGUGAAAGGAAAUCUGAAGAUGGCAAAGAUUGUACUCAGUGUUCAUUACUCAGGGAUCAACUCAGCAAGGAACGAGAGGAGAAAGGUGUCUUGAGAGAGGAGGUGGAUCGUCUCAGGGAGGCCCUCGUCAACUUCGCCAAGAUGGCAUCCACCCAUCCUACCCUGGGCGCCAAUAUAGGCCAGGAGCUCACUGCCCUCUUUAAUCGCACAGUCACCAUCAAGCAAGAGAUACAGGAGCUUGUCUAGCAUUCUCUCUUGCUCACCCGUCUCCAUUUUCCAUACAUGUUCACACUUGUGAAAGGCAAUUUAAAAAAAAAAUAUCUGUUCCUGAUCAUUGUUCUAUUGUCAAGCUAUGCACACUGUUGGUAAUGUUUAUUUGUGAUGUCAGGCAAUACAUUGGGCUUGCUUUUAUAUUUGCUGUUUACUGCAUAGAUGGUAUAAUGUUGAAUGUCUUGACUUUAAUAUUCUCUCGACUCUAUUCCUCCUUAUGGUGCUUAGAUGGGUCUUGUGUAAAUUGUAUUUUUGUUAUGAAUAUCGAGGGGAAAAAAACAGAAAUUUAGGCAUAUCUACAAAAAUAUUCUAAUAUGGCGAUUCUUUCCCAAAACUUGCAAAAAAAAGUGUGUUUAUUAUUUUCCAAUGUAUCUCUGAAAACUAGCAGUGCUUUGUUCAAGCAAAGGUGGAGAAAGAAUUUGAGUAAAAUGGGAGUCAUUAAUUAUAUAUGUGAUAGGAGAGAAAUAGAGAAAAAGGUCAUUUCAUUACGUUCAUGGUCUUACUCCAUGUAACCCAUGUUUCCAAGAGUUGGAAUGUGAAUACAGCAAAUUAUAGUAAACAAAGUCUGAAUAUUGCAAUACAGCAGGGUAGGAAAUUAUUUUUAUAUUUAGUGGCUUAGUUUUUGGCCAUAUUGGGGGUGAAUAUGGGGGCUAUUUGUUUGAUUUUCAAGGACAAAUUUACUGCUCAUUGAGCAAUUAUGCUGUCAAAACAUAUUUCUUUAUUCUGCUGUAUGUAGAAUAUUGACUAUCCAAAUGUUCUUGAAUAUUGUUUGUAAUAGUUCUUGGGGCAACAUUAGAAAAGAUGGUCACCCCAAAGCAUUAUAUUUUGCAAUUUUAAGGGGCAAUUUUGGCUGUCGUUAGGGUGAAAUCAGCCAUUAUCCUCAUGUAUAUGAUGCAUAAAGGAAUUUUUAAACCUGUCAAUGCAUUCAUUUGUAUCCAAGUUCUUCACAAAGAUAUAGUCAUUGUAUCUUACUUGCCAUUUCUUUCCCUAAAAAAUAUUGAGGAAGAUGGAAAGGUUAAUUGAAGAAGUAAAACAGAUUUCUACUUAUAUUUCACUGGGGAAAUAUGUACCUUCAUGUUUAGGUUUUGAGGUUUUACUAUGGGAUUAGAAGUACUCAUUGAUAUAUAUUGUAGUGAAAGCAUACCCAAUAUAAAGCAUAGUCAGUACUAUUGCUUUUGUAGUAAAUUUGAAAGAUACUACCAUUACCAUUUAGUGUGAUUAUCAUCUUCAUCAUCAUUUCCUUCAUUACAAAUGUGUUUGUUUGAGCACAUUAUAUUAUGCUACUUUUAUAAACUUUUGUGAAAACAUAUUACUUAUUGCCUCUUGUUUAUCUCAACAUUCUAUAGAAAUAUACAGUACAAAUUUUUUUAGUCAGAUAAAAAUCUUAUAUUGAUGAUAAUUUAUAUAUAUCUAUAUUAUGUAUACAACAUUGCUUUAUCGAUUAUUUGUUUUGCCAGAAGUACAUAGCCAAGUCAGUACUAGAAUGCAUCAGAUGAUUUUGUAUGUUUUAUUUUCUUUGAUUUUAUUUUCAUGAGAGAAUUACUAAUGAGAGAGAAAGAG